UUGCGCGCCCGGCGGGAUCGGGGCCCCCGGGGAAGCCCCGCCGCCCGGCCCUGCCCGGCUGGGGGUGGAGGGGGACGGACGGGGGCCGCCAGCGCCGCUUCCCCGCGGGCUCCGCGCGCGGCCCCCUCCGCCUCUCGCCUCGCCCGCGCCACGGCUCCGCUUGGGAGGGAGGGUAGGCGCGCGCCCGCCGCUUCCCCCGGAGCCGGUCUCUCGGAAGGGGCGAAAGCCGCCGCCGCCGCCGCCGCGUGAAGAGCGCCAUGCCCGGCUCGUCCCCCGGGGGGACGUGGCUGACGCCCGGUCCUUAGGCCCCGCACCCGCCGCUGGCUCUGCAGCCUCGCACGGUUUCUAGGAGGAAGGCAGAGCGAUGUCCCGGCUCUCUCUGACACGGUCCCCAGUUUCUCCCAUUGCUGCUCAAGGAAUUCCUCUCCCUGCCCAGCUCACCAAAUCUAACGCCCCGGUGCAUAUUGAUGUAGGAGGUCACAUGUAUACCAGCAGCCUAGCAACUUUGACCAAAUACCCAGAUUCCAGAAUAAGCCGCCUCUUUAAUGGCACAGAGCCGAUUGUCUUGGACAGUUUAAAACAACACUAUUUCAUUGAUCGAGAUGGUGAAAUAUUCAGAUACAUCUUGAGCUUCUUAAGAACUUCAAAGCUGCUGCUCCCGGAGGAUUUUAAGGACUUCAGUCUUUUAUAUGAAGAAGCCAAGUAUUACCAGCUGCAGCCGAUGAUCAAAGAACUGGAGCGAUGGAAGCAGGAGAAAGAGCAACAGAAACAUUUCCAGCCCUGUGACUGCUUGGUGGUGAGGGUGACUCCGGAUCUCGGCGAGCGGAUCGCGUUGAGCGGGGAGAAGGCGCUGAUUGAGGAGAUUUUUCCAGAGACGGGGGAUGUGAUGUGCAACUCAGUGAAUGCUGGCUGGAACCAGGACCCCACCCACGUCAUCCGCUUCCCCUUGAACGGGUACUGCCGGCUGAAUUCGGUGCAGGUUCUUGAACGGUUGUUCCAGAAGGGAUUUAAUGUGGCAGCGUCCUGCGGUGGAGGCGUAGAUUCCUCCCAGUUCAGUGAAUAUGUGCUGUGUCGUGAAGACAGGAGACCACAGCCCAAUACCACCAUCAGAAUAAAGCAAGAACCCCUGGAUUAAGGACUGACUCCCUCCCUCCUUUGAGACAGUAGAUGUGUUCAAAGGUCCCUUGGGUGGAAACACUCAGGACCCCCAGAACAGUAUUAUGCAGGAGCAGCCAGCCUGUUUCUGAAGCAACCCUGUUGCAUGGCCAGCCAUGACUCUCACGUGGAAACGAGGACAAUGACACAAGACAGAGUUGUUUGUAUUAUUACGCAAGUCAUCGCAGUGCACUUGGAAGCCUGGCGUUUUGUGGGAUUGUUUUGGCACAUGGAAAGUAGUGAUGCUUCUGUAAAGAACUAACUGGACUGAAUUUGGUAGAAAAGACCAGCUUAUGUAAUUAAAGUAUGUCUCACUGAAGGAAUAAGCCCAUCGGCUUUCUGGAGGAUAGCCCCUCUGUCCUACAAAUGUGUCAAGAUCUUGAUAGCUGCCAGAAGAAAGCUGGUGGGAUGCUGAGUGUCUUCCCUGAACCCUGUACUAUCUCUGGCCUGUCAGUCAUUACUUUCCCCUCUCCAUUUGUUACUCAUGAUCUUUUGCUCAUCUCUUGGAUUCAUUGUAUUAUGGCUUAUUUUUCUACGAUGAUUGUCUUAGAGGAGCCAGUUCAGGUAGCGACCAGAGCUGUUAAUGGUGCUGAACCUGAGUUCAUUUUUUCCACUCCCACAUCUUUGCUGUCCUCCUUCCCCCAUACACAUAUACAUCUCACACAGUUGCAAAUCCUUUAAAAAAUGAGGUUCAAAUCAAUUUUUGCAAAAUUGUGUAACUUUAAAUAGGUCCUGAGAUGAGGCCAAGUUAAGUUAUGCUGGUUUUUAUUGUCGUUAAGAACGGGAGCUGGCUAAAUUGUGUCUCAAGUCACCUCUCAUUCUUCAUUUGAAUUCAGUUUCCAUAUUGCCUUGACACAUGGAAAUGGAUGAUGCCACACUGAUUGGAUGUUGGGUGUCACCUUUUUAAAUGACACAAAAGUGUGAUGCAUUUCUUCUUUUGAGCAACCACUUUAAAUAUUUUGCUUCCAUUCACAAAUCCUUUGGCAUCAGCAUUCUUUGAGAAAAUAAACUUGGUUUUCAAUC
Molecule: messenger RNA, 2178 nt
Organism: Ahaetulla prasina
Lineage: Eukaryota; Metazoa; Chordata; Lepidosauria; Squamata; Colubridae
Gene: KCTD15
Product: potassium channel tetramerization domain containing 15
Exons: 5
Coding region: 365-1135 (256 amino acids)
Biological process (GO): protein homooligomerization
Molecular function (GO): protein binding
Source: RefSeq, a predicted model, not a curated record